AUGCCGGUUGUUACUACCGUUAGCGCAGUCCCGUCCGCCUGUCAGACGGGCCAGGCACCAUUGCUCCGUCUUACGGCGCCUACACCCCUGGCAGGCCUCUCACCGCCCGAUAAUGGCAGGUAUGACGAUGAUUAUGGAACUAUAGAGCUGCCAUUCAAGAUUCAGUGGUACGGUGAAGCCCAGAACACAGUCUAUGUUGGUACCAACGGAUAUAUCACUUUGAUCGACCCCACAACCCAAUUCGAGGUUCGGAGCAUGCCGUCUAGCUGGCUCCCCAAGUUCGCCGCCGCUCCUUUUUGGGACGACCUCUAUGUUGAGGAUAACACGGAUCAAGGCAUCUGGUACCAGAUUACCCAAGACUACCUCAUCAUCGAAUGGAUCGCUCAGCGGCGGGACCCUACUGUAACCGAUUAUGUCCAGUUCCAGCUGGUCUACGCCCGUGCGAGACCUGGAAUUGUACAGUACAGGUACUUCAUCACGGGCAACGGGAACGGGAAUGCUGCGUCUGUUGGCGUGCAGGGCGAUCUUACAGGGACAUCUGAAUACGCUACCAUUGCCGCUACCUUCUCGUACAGGCAGUCGAGGAUCCUACCUUGUAUCCAGGUUACGUGCGAUACCAAUGGGAAUUCGAGCAGUCUGUGUACAUCGGCACCGUUCACAGAGGUGGCUCUCUCGUAG
This is a messenger RNA of Coniosporium apollinis CBS 100218, 678 nucleotides long. RefSeq lists its product as uncharacterized. The coding region runs from base 1 to 678 and encodes 225 amino acids. Lineage: Eukaryota; Fungi; Ascomycota; Dothideomycetes. The transcript is spliced from 3 exons. The record is from RefSeq and is a predicted model, not a curated record.